UUUUCGGCGAAGCGAAACGGCGCAAAUUCGCCCAUCACUACUGCACACCCUACUUUUAGCUUGCCUUUUAUCUGUUUGUGAAAUAGCUAUACUGCAUAUAUUUUCUUUGCUAUUCAUAUUACAUUAAUUUGUUUGUUUGCUUUCUGUGCCAAACGGAAGAGCACUGCAAUACUCUAGAACCAAUGUUUCCUAUAAUGGCACUUGGACUAACCAUAAAACAUACUUGUAGUACAUACUGUAGAUACAAAAGUGGAUAUUGUGAUAUAUCAUUGAAAGAGAUUAUUCAUUUUAUAUGAUAUGGUAAUAUAAGGUGCAAUGUAUUUAGAAUUCUUAAUAUAUUUGUUUAUAGGAAUAGACCAUUCUCACAAUAUGUUGAAUUAUGAUCCGUGGCCAAGUUCCCAUCAAUGUUUGUCCAAACCUAAACUUUGCACUGUCUAUAUACUGCUCCUACUUGUCUCAUUCACCGUCGUAUCUGCCCAAAGCAGAUCUUUUAAUCAUCAGAUUGACAACAGAAGUCCUGAGAUAGAUCCGUACUGGUAUGUGGGUCGCGGUGUUCGCCCAAUAGGUCGAUUUGGAAAACGUCAGCUAAAAUUUAGGAAGACAUUUGAGCCUCGAUUAAAAUUUCUCUUGGAGCAGACCCUGGAGAUCAUGAAGAAACACGGAGUACUUAAUAUAGAGAAUAUACAUUCUUGGUGAUGUUUGUUUACCUUCAUUGUUAAAUGAACAAAUAUAUAUUUAUAAAGUGAUAAAUAUAUAUUUUGAAGUGAGACUUCCUGUAAUAUUGACAGUCCAGUAUUUUUGUUUGCUAUAAACUGCACA
This is a messenger RNA of Xenopus laevis (African clawed frog), 819 nucleotides long. RefSeq lists its product as uncharacterized. NCBI's taxonomy places the organism in Eukaryota, Metazoa, Chordata, Amphibia, Anura, Pipidae. Bases 316 to 696 code for a protein of 126 amino acids. The transcript has 2 exons. The record is from RefSeq and is a predicted model, not a curated record.